AAAUUGACUUUGUAAGUUAUUCUUUGUGUAGUUUGGGUGUAGAAAAAUGGACAGAGUGGUCGUAGUAACUGGAGCUAACAGUGGGAUUGGCCUGGCGCUCUGUGAACGUCUCCUGUCAGAGAACACAGGGGGUCUCCAGCUCUGUCUGGCUUGCAGGAACCUGCGGCGGGCCCAGGCUGCUCGCUACGCGCUCCUCACCUCUCACCCUACUGCCCAGGUGUCCUUGUUGCAGAUGGACACCAGCAGCAUCACAUCAGUCAUCAGCGCCGCAGAGGAGCUCAAGCACAGGUACAACCAGUUGGACUGCCUCUACCUGAAUGCGGGCAUCAUGCCAAGCCCACAGUUGGAUGUCAAAGCCUUUUUCAUUGGCCUGUUCUCCAGCAGUGUCAUCACCAUGUUUGCCACCGGUGAGGGGAUUCUGAUGCAGAAGGACAGCGUCACUCCUGACGGCUUGCAAGAAGUUUUUGCAACCAACCUCUUUGGUCACUUCCUUUUUGUUCGGGAGCUGGAGUCAGUCCUGUGCCGUGCAGACCAGACCUCCCAGCUGAUCUGGACUUCUUCCAGUAAUGCUCACCGUUCAGCGUUUCAGCUUGAAGAUUUUCAGCACCGGAAAGGCACUCAGCCGUACAGCUCGUCCAAGUACGCUACUGACCUUCUCAGCCUGGCACUGAACACUCGCUACAACCGACAGGGUUUGUACUCAUCUGUGAUUUGUCCGGGUUUUGUGAUGACUAAUAUGACCUAUCGCAUCCUGCCCUCCUUCCCAACCUUCCUGUGGACUCUGCUCAUGCCCAUCUUUUGGCUUAUAAGAGUGUUCACCAAUACCUUCACCCUGACACCUUAUAAUGGAGCUGAAGCACUGCUCUGGCUGUUCAGACAAAAUCCUGAAUCACUGGACCCUCGAGCCAAGUACCACAGCUUAACAUCUGGACUUGGCAACAACUACACACAGCCACGCAAGAUGGACAUUGAGUUGGACACUUCGGAAGCUUUUUAUGAAAAAUUGCUGCAACUUGAGGAUGAAGUGAGGAAGAACUUGAAGGAAAAGCAAGAACAUCCAUGAUAUGAUGCUUGUCUCUGUUUUAACUUUUCUCAUCAGGGGUGCUUUGUCUGGAAGGCGCAGUUUCUGCCCUCUUGCGAUUUGUAGACGCGUCUACAAUAAAAUGU
Messenger RNA from Thalassophryne amazonica, 1167 nucleotides. It is a transcript of the gene hsd17b7, whose product is annotated as hydroxysteroid (17-beta) dehydrogenase 7. The transcript has 9 exons. Gene Ontology annotation, biological process: cholesterol biosynthetic process. Bases 47 to 1063 code for a protein of 338 amino acids. The record is from RefSeq and is a predicted model, not a curated record. Gene Ontology annotation, molecular function: 3-beta-hydroxysteroid 3-dehydrogenase (NADP+) activity; estradiol 17-beta-dehydrogenase [NAD(P)+] activity; 5-alpha-androstane-3-beta,17-beta-diol dehydrogenase (NADP+) activity. Lineage: Eukaryota; Metazoa; Chordata; Actinopteri; Batrachoidiformes; Batrachoididae. Gene Ontology annotation, cellular component: endoplasmic reticulum membrane.